GAGAGACAGACAACACAUGACAUGACACCAUAGCAGCAGAGUUUCGUUUCCAGAAGAAUCCAUUCCCUGGUCCAUGGAGACGCAAACUUUAGAGCAUCAAUAAUCACUUUUUUUCUCUUUUCAAAAUCAAACAUGCCAUCAUCUUCUUCACUUCCUCUCCGCAACUAUAACCAAUUCCCAUUCUUCCAUUUCCUUCCUACAACAACUUUCAACAAUAAUCACUUUUUUCCUCUAAUAACCAAAAAAUCACAAUCCAUGUCCUCUUCUUCUUCUAAAUCCAACAACCCCACACAACAAAAACAACAACAACCUCAAAAUCCAAACAUUGAACAAGAACAAAACCAACAACAAAACAAACUCACCCAUGUUCUCAAAUACCACAACCAAACCAAACACAAUUUCAACAACUACGCAAGAGGACCACAUGGUCUUGAUUGGGCAAACCAACCAAACCCAUUUCGCAGGUUUCUCAAUUCACCUCUUAUUCCUCUUCCCCAUUUUACCCCUCAACAAGAACAACAAUCACCCUUUUACCCUUCUCUCUUCAAUUCUCUUCCAUCUCCAAAACCCAUUUCCAAAUCCACUAUUUCUCACUUCCUCUAUCAUUCUCUUGCACUUUCAGCUUGGAAAAGUACUUCCUUUUCAACAUGGUCGUUAAGGGUUAAUCCUAGUAGUGGUAACUUGCAUCCCACGGAAGCUUAUAUCAUUGCCCCUUCUAUUGAAUCUCUUUCAGAUUCACCUUUUGUUGCUCAUUAUGCUCCAAAGGAACAUUCUUUGGAACUUAGAGCAAAAAUCCCAUCUGGGUUUUUUGAUAAAUUUUUUCCACCUAAUUCUUUUCUUGUUGGGUUUUCUUCCAUUUUUUGGCGUGAAAGUUGGAAGUAUGGUGAACGUGGUUUUCGGUAUUGUAAUCAUGAUGUUGGUCAUGCUAUUGGUGCUAUUUCAAUGGCUGCUGCUAGUCUUGGUUGGGAUGUGAAGCUUUUGGAUUCAUUAGGGUGUGAAGAGUUGAAGUUUCUUAUGGGACUUGAUGUUUUUCCUGAAUUUGAAACACCGACGAGGGCUGUUAAAGGUAAGAUUCCUGAGAUUGAGUUUGAACAUCCUGAUUGUGUUAUGCUUGUUUUUCCAAGUGGUGUUACUGGGUUUGAUUUGGAUUAUACUGAGUUGAGUAAUGCUAUAUUAGAGUUUUCGAAGUUGGAUUGGAUAGGGAAGCCUAAUUCUCUUAGCAAAGAACAUGUUUGUUGGGAUAUUAUUUAUAGAACUUCUGAGAUUGUGAAAAAGCCUUUAACUUUAGGAGAUAGGUUAGUGGUUGAUCCAUUUCAAAGUAGUGGAAUUAUUAGUGAAAGUGUUUACAAGGGUUUAACUGUGAGCGAAGUUGUUAGGAAGCGUAGAAGUGCGGUUGAUAUGGACGGAGUUACAACAAUGGAGAGGGAAACAUUUUAUCAGGUUUUGUCACAUUGUCUUCCUUCUGGCUGUGAAGCUGGAAAGAAGCAAAGGAAACAACUUUCCUUGCCGUUCCGAGCACUUCCUUGGGAUGCUGAGGUUCAUGCUGCUUUGUUUGUUCAUAGAGUGGAGGGGUUACCUCAGGGAUUAUAUUUCCUUGUGAGGAAUGACGAUCAUUAUGGCGAGUUGAAGAAAGCUAUGAAUCCUGACUUUGUCUGGACCAAACCAGAGGGUUGCCCUGAUGAUCUUCCUCUGUAUGAACUCCUUAGAUCAGAUUGUCGGCGGCUUGCCAAACAACUUUCGUGCCACCAGGACAUUGCAAGUGAUGGCUGCUUUAGCCUUGGUAUGUUGGCCCGCAUGGAGUCUACUUUGCGUGAGAAGGAUGUCUGGAUGUAUCCACGGUUAUUUUGGGAGACUGGAGUCCUUGGACAGGUGUUGUACUUGGAAUCUCAUGCAGUUGGAAUCUCAGCAACCGGAAUUGGCUGCUUCUUUGAUGACCCUGUGCAUCAGUUACUUGGGUUAAAAGGGUCUACUUUCCAGAGUCUAUAUCAUUUUACUGUUGGAGCUCCCGUCUUGGACAAGCGUAUAAUGAGUUUACCAGCCUAUCCAGGGCCCGAUGUCGAUGCUUAAUGUCACAUAAUGACACCACAUUGCCAUUCGAUGUAAGGGAGACUUACAUAACAAAUCGUCUGUCAAGUGAUCUCUCUUCAAGAACCCUUUUAUAUCGUUAUCGUUAUAACACCUUUGUAUACUUGAGUCCUCUGCUUAUUAAAUUUUAUGCACACACACACCCACACAUUUGAUAGUUUUCAUAGCGAGUUUAGUAAUAAAUUUGGAUUUUUUAGCAUAGUUAAAGGACUAGCAAAUGCCAUGAUGUAUAUAUGGGAAAUCAUACUUCUGUAUAGUUUAAGAUUAGUUGUAUUAAUUGGAUUAGUCAGCAUUAGUAAUACAAACUUUUUCAUAAUA
Medicago truncatula (barrel medic) is the source of this 2403-nucleotide messenger RNA. RefSeq lists its product as uncharacterized. The record is from RefSeq and is a predicted model, not a curated record. Lineage: Eukaryota; Viridiplantae; Streptophyta; Magnoliopsida; Fabales; Fabaceae. The transcript is spliced from 3 exons. Bases 133 to 2067 code for a protein of 644 amino acids. Gene Ontology annotation, molecular function: oxidoreductase activity.